Manihot esculenta (cassava) is the source of this 1097-nucleotide messenger RNA. RefSeq lists its product as uncharacterized. Lineage: Eukaryota; Viridiplantae; Streptophyta; Magnoliopsida; Malpighiales; Euphorbiaceae. The transcript has 5 exons. The record is from RefSeq and is a predicted model, not a curated record. The annotation marks the transcript as partial.
CCUGUGGUGAGUGAGUUCUUAGAUGUUUUCCCAGACGAGCUGCCAGGGUUACCACCUGCUAGGGAGAUAGAGUUCGAGAUUGAGUUAAUGCCCGGUACCAGACCGAUCUCUAUCCCUCCCUACAGGAUGGCACCAGCUGAAUUGAAAGAACUGAAGGAACAGUUGCAAGAGUUGGUAGAUAAGGGUUUCAUCCGACCGAGUACUUCACCUUGGGUGUCGGAACAGGGUAUUGAAGUAGACCCCAAGAAGGUAGAGGCUGUAGCUAACUGGCCUAGACCCACCACAGUGACCGAGAUCAAGAGUUUUCUGGGUUUAGCAGGUUACUACAGGAGGUUCGUUCAGGACUUCUCAAAGAUUGCUACUCCUAUGACCAAAUUGACAAAGAAGAAUCAGAAGUUCAUAUGGACCGAUCAGUGUGAGGAAAGCUUUGAGGAGCUUAAGAGGAGGUUGGAGAAUAUAGCUAUGGACUUCGUAGUGGGGUUACCGGCGACGUCCAACAGAUUGGACUCCAUAUGGGUGAUUGUGGACAGACUCACCAAAUCUGCUCACUUCAUCCCUGUCAGGAGUGGUUACUCUGUGGACAAGUUGGCGCAGGUGUACGUAGAUGAGAUUGUCAGACUGCAUGGGGUCCCGGUAUCUAUAGUGUUAGAUAGAGGUAGAACUUACCAGCAGGGUGGAGUGAUUCGGUUCGGGAAGAAGGGUAAGUUAGCUCCACGGUACAUCGGUCCUUUCGAGGUACUUCAGAGGGUCGGUAAUGUGUCGUACAAGCUAGACUUGCCUGCUUCGAUGGAGAGAAUCCAUCCGGUUUUCCAUGUUUCUCUGUUACGGAAGUAUGUGUCGGAUCCUGGCAAGGUUCUUAGUGAGCCUGAUGUAGAGAUCCAAGAGGAUCUCACCUAUGUAGAGCAGCCAGUGCGGAUUCUUGACACCCAGAUCAGAAAGCUGAGGAACAAGGAAAUCCCGAUGGUAAAGGUCCUUUGGAACCACCACAACUUAGAGGAAUGCACCUGGGAGACCCGGGAGUCUAUGCUCCAGCAAUACCCCCAUCUGUUUUGAGGUGAGUGUUAAUUGUUUUGAGUGUCUGUAUGUAUGCUAUGCUG